AUGUGGCCCCGCUGUGAUGGACUUAUCCAGAUCCAAGGAGAGCCACCACUGAACAUCGCAGUGCUGGAAGCAGCCAAGGAGUUCGACACCACUGGCAGCAAGUUUCUCUUCGACACUCAAAAGGUCAUACGGACUCUGCACGAUAUGCUCAGGAGCCGUCUUGCAGGGUUGCGUCUUGCGGAUGAUAUUUCCCAGUUUAAGCUCAACCUGCGGAUCUUGAAGCAUUUACUGGUAACGAAACAACUGCUUCAAACCACCAAAGAGAUCAUCCAUGAAGCCCCCUCCAAUUGGGAUGUUGAUGGCGGUGAUUAUGAUGAAGCACAUGAGGUAGAAGAAGAGCUUCGGUCCAGUCAACAUAUGCCGACAACGCCAAGACGCAAAGUGCAACCCCCGAAAUUGCAGACGUCGCCAGGUCGUAUUACCAGGAUUCGAUCGAAAUCUGCUGUUCGUAACAAGUAG
Messenger RNA from Linnemannia hyalina, 459 nucleotides. The record is from the annotation of a GenBank genome assembly. NCBI's taxonomy places the organism in Eukaryota, Fungi, Mortierellomycota, Mortierellomycetes, Mortierellales, Mortierellaceae.